Falco peregrinus (peregrine falcon) is the source of this 5335-nucleotide messenger RNA. It is a transcript of the gene ARHGAP25, whose product is annotated as Rho GTPase activating protein 25. Gene Ontology annotation, cellular component: phagocytic cup. The transcript is spliced from 11 exons. The record is from RefSeq and is a predicted model, not a curated record. Gene Ontology annotation, molecular function: GTPase activator activity. Gene Ontology annotation, biological process: phagocytosis, engulfment; signal transduction; activation of GTPase activity. NCBI's taxonomy places the organism in Eukaryota, Metazoa, Chordata, Aves, Falconiformes, Falconidae. Bases 468 to 2462 code for a protein of 664 amino acids.
CCAAAACCCUGUGCUGGGCUGUGUCCUUCGGUAAGCAAUUUUCUAGCACACCAACAGCACUGAGAAGGACACCCACUUCCUCAAAUGCAACGAGCAGUGUGCAGAGAGCAGCCCCGGGCAGCCACGUUUCAGUGCAGUGGGGCCGAGCUGCUGCGUCCCUGCAUCAGCCAAAGGGGUUUGCAAAAGAGGGAGCGAACAAAAAGGCGGCAUCACCUUGGCAUCGUCAGGGAAGCAAGACCAAAGCUUUGCAGGAAAGCAAGGCAGGAAAGUACUUUUAUGGGGUUGUUCACAGCCGUGCUCAGGAGGGAGGAGGAAGUCCGUUGGCAAAUCAACCCUUGCUGAGCCGUUGUGCUUUGUGGGGGCAAUCACACCCCAUCGCAGGAUUCCCACGGGACUAUCAGAGCUUCAUUUCAGCCUGUCUCCUAACCAAGCCCCCUUCGAAAAACAAAAGCCCUUCCUAAUCCAAAAUGUCUCUCAAGCUGCCACGGAACUGGGAUUUCAACCUGAAAAUGGAUGCUGCAAAAAUAGCCCGCUCCAAGAGCGUGAUGAGCGGUGAGCCAGUGGGCACAUGGCCGGCCUCCCCCAACCCGCUGGAGCGGCCCCUGAAGAUCGGCUGGCUGAAAAAGCAGCGCUCCAUUGUCAAGAACUGGCAGCAGCGGUACUUCGUGCUGAAGGGCCAGCAGCUGUACUACUACAAGGAUGAGGACGAUGUCAAACCACAGGGCUGCCUGUCUCUCCAGGGAAGCACCAUCAAAGAGGUGGUCAGCAACCCAGAGGAAGGAGGAAAAUUUAUCUUCGAAAUCAUCCCAGGGAUCUCAGGAGACCAGAAUCGGUCAGGGCAGGACACCUACGUGCUCAUGGCUAAUUCCCAGUCUGAGAUGGAGGAAUGGGUUAAAUCCAUCCGACGAGUGGUGGGGUCAGCAUCAGGAGUGGUGUUUGGCCAGCGCUUGGCAGAGACCAUGGCCUAUGAACAGAAAUUUGGGCAGCACCAGGUCCCCAUACUGGUGCAGAAGUGCGCUGAGUUCAUUCGGGAGCAUGGUGUGAGUGAGGAGGGCAUCUUCCGCCUCCCCGGCCAAGACAACCUGGUGAAACAGCUCAGGGAUGCGUUCGAUGCUGGGGAAAGGCCAUCGUUUGACCGGAAUACAGAUGUGCACACCGUAGCCUCUCUGUUCAAACUCUACCUGCGGGAGCUCCCUGAGCCAGUUGUGCCCUGGAUGCAGUAUGAAGAUUUCCUGCUGUGCGGUCAGGCGCUGGAUGUGGAUGAGAGAAAGGGCCAUCAGGAACUCCUGAAGCAACUGUCCCUCCUUCCCAGAGACAACUACAACCUCCUCAGCUAUAUCUGCAGGUUUCUACAUGAAAUACAGUUGAACUCUAGCGUCAACAAGAUGAGUGUGGAUAACUUAGCAACAGUGAUUGGAGUGAACCUCAUCAGACCCAAGAUAGAGGAUCCUGCAAUUAUUAUGAGAGGCACACCACAGAUCCAGAAAGUGAUGACUGUGAUGAUAAGUGACCAUGCAGACCUCUUUCCCCCAUCCAAGGAUGUGCUGCCCUCCUCACCUGCCCAAAAAAAUGACAAGAAAGCCCCCAUCCCACGUAGCUCCGUGGGCUGGGAUGCUGCAGAGGACCCUGCAGUGCACAGGGCAGAGAGCUUGAUCCAAAGGCAAAUGAGAGAUGACCUGAAUUCCAGCAGGGCCCUCGGACCAGCUGCGAGCUCAAGUGCACCCAGAGAAGAUAACGAGUCCAAAGAUACUCUGGGAACGUGGAAAACGCAGUCAAGGAAAAGAACUCAGACUUUACCUAACAGGAAAUCUUUCCUGACAGCUGCUUCUCCAGGGGAGAAAGGCAGCAGUGACAAAAAUGACAUAUUUGCUAGUGACUUUUGGAAAAGCUCCCCUGGGAGCAGCAUGCACUCCAUGGCUCCUGACGGACAUAAGAGAACGUUGUCGCACGAUCUUUUUAAGUUGCUCGACCUUCACCGGGCUUCGACCUACGAUAACGUUCCUACCUCCCAGGCAGAAAGUGGGGAAGGCAGCAGCUCCAGCCCCAGCCCUUCGAGCAGCGGCUCUGAUAAGGAAUUUCUACCUUGCUCCAGUCCCAGCCAUCAGCCAAAGGAAACAGCCAGUCCCACCAGCAGCCCUGCCGCGGUCUCCAAGCCUGAUCAGGAGAGCAGGGAGUUCCUGCAAAACAUGAUCUUGAAGCUGGAAAAAGAAAUGGAGGUACAGAAAAAUGACUACGAAGAGCAAAUUAAAAGUCUUGAGAAGGAAAACUAUGAAGUCUGGGCCAAAGUAGUGAGGCUGAAUCAGGACAUUGAGAAGGAGAAGAAGAAGUCUGAGGAACUGGAGCUGAAGUUGAUGAAUGUAGAGUGCUCACGGGAGGAAAUGGAGAAGAAAAACAAGAUGCUUGAGGAGGAGGUAAAAAACCUAGCUAAAUCCAUGAGCAAAGCUAACGCCAAGACCAACUAGGAGAAGACACCCAGCUAUGCACAGACAUAAAAUACAGCUGCAUGAAUCCACAGGAAUUGCCAAGCAGAUUCAGAGCCAGGGACUUGUAUUAUUUGGUCUUCUGCUACCAACCACGGGCUGGUUUGGAGGAAGGAGCCCAGAAGUUAGAGGCUGGUUUAUGCUCUGAAACAGGAAAUUUCAAAAAUAUUCUUCAGCUCUUUUGGCAUGUUUUUUCCAACUCCUCUUUCAGCUGCUCAAGUUACCUGUAGAACAGGCCAAUACUUCUUGCUGCUCAAUCAGAAUAUCUUGCACUCAGGAGUUCAAGUUGAGGACACAUUAUGCCUUUACAAAAAUAAACCAGCAAGCAUCCCUCUUGCCAGCCGGCUGGCUCUGUGCUGGAGGUACCCGCAGUGCUUCUGAGUGGAACAAAAAGUCCAUAAAACCUGGAGCCGGGCAGACAGAAAAGCCCCACGGUCUGGGGUGGCACAGCCUGUCACACAGUGUGCCUGGACGGUGGGCUGCAAAUGCUGUCAGCACCACGGUUAUGUUGUUCACGUUAACACGCAGUAGGUUAUUGCUCUUAUAGAGCAAGAGAAGCCCAGACAGCCUGUCGGGUCCACUGAGAAGAGGUCUCUUACAGCAUCACUUGCUGUGCUGUGCCACUCAUUGAUAUCAAAGCUCCAGGUGUAAAAUCACAACAUCACAAAAACCUUUUUAGUUAAGUGGCUGCUCAGCUAUUUUAAAUCACUGCUCCUUAUAGCCAUGUUUAUAUAAAUCCAGCACAGCUGCUGCUGGGCUUUGGAGAGCUCUUUCAUGCAUCCAUACACUGAGCAAUUUGUGCAGAGAGUCCAUCAGCAGCUUUAUCUAGUACAGAAAAUGGGGCUUCAACACUUUCCUUGACAGGCAGUUUCCAAAAAGUAACAGAUCCGGACUUAUUUACCGCCUCUGUUUGUUUGGUUUUUUUAUCAUUUCUUCAGCAUAGAACAGGAUUUCCGCAGCCACCUUGGUAGAAACCUGGGUUUGCACCCUAACGAUGAUGCUGGGUCUCUCCCUGGCACUUGCUGCCUUCAGUGUAAAUAACUGGACCCAAAGGUCUCAUGGUGCCAGUGUGGCUGUUUGUAAACUUGUCUGCUUGUUUUCCCACUGCCUGCCAGCAAGUUGCCCUUCCAGCAGUACCACGAUGCUGCUGAAGCUUUUGAUGUUGAAAAGAAAGUAGCAGGACUCCAAAAGAAAACCUUCCACUCAUUUAUGUUAAGAAGGGGGAACACCACCACACAGCCUCUGCCUAGCCAAGAACCUUCAUGGGAACACGAAAGGGAAAACCACAGAGAUCUGCAGGAGUUUUCAAUCAACUUGUCUAGGAACGUACACAUGUCUCUGUGCCAAGCAUGGUGAAGUUAAUGCAACAACACUGGAUUACUGCUGCUGAGGACCUGGUUUUGGUGAUACAAAAGUUCAGCUCAAGAUAGGUUGCAGACCUGCUCGGCAGAGCCUGCAAAGAAAAACGAACUGGCAAGAGACAGGGACACAGAGGGAACUACGUGAAAAAAAGGGGAGAUGGGAGUGGGGAAAUGUUAUUAGAGAAUAAAAGUCAAUAUUGGGUAUAUAGCACUUGCUGCUAUCAGCCUUGCUAGGGCUGGGACUCAUCUAGCCCUAAAACCGAGCGCAGACUCCUUAGCCCCAGACUCAGAUUCAUUUAGGUGUAUUGAAUCCACCUUUGCUCAGCUGUGGUUAUAAAGGACUGGUAAAGGAGGGGUUUGUGAAAGUUGAGCUGUAUUUAAGAAUCCGACCCUUAAAUAGCUCAUUUGACCUAUAGACUCUGACUCCAGGUGGCUUUCGUUUCCAUAGAAUUGCCAGAGGCUACACAGCUCCUCACCAUCCUGCCCACAAACCUUCACACCAGGGAAUUAAAUAUUUCUGGCACCAGGGAAUUAAAUGUUUCUGGAGGCCUGCAUGGAGUUACUGCAUGGGGCUACUGCAAAAUCACAGUUCCUACCACAGGACCCACACCCAUGGUCCUCUGCUCUUGUAAUGAUUGUAUCUGAUAAAAAUGUUUCAAAUCUGAUUAAAAUGUUUCUAACCUAAAACUUGGGAAUUUGAAAUCUCAGUGAGAACCCCAGUACCCCUUUGCAUUGGCUCCGCAGCCCGCAGCCUUGCAGAGGGAUGGGCGUCACAGAGAAGAGCCCCAGGGAGGACAGUGUUGCCUCCACAGGCUUAGCCACCUUCAAAGAUGAGCUAUUGAAACCUCACCUUCCCCAUCACCUGCAGGUCCCACACGCUACGGCAUCCCAGGACAAUGUAUUUCUUGUCUCCUGAAGUCUCUUUAAAGCAGCACUAACACAGUUUCCACUGUGCACCUAUGGGACCCACAUCUUCCUGACACUCAAAUCAAGAGGUUUCAAAGUGCCUGUGAGAUGCAUUUUGCCUGCUGUCACUUCAGGGCAACUGUUCCCAUUCACAAUUCUUUUCUGUGAUUUCAGAUGACCUUGACAGAGCUGCUUCAGUGUUUAAUUUUUUACCUUUACAAGGAACUCAUUACUAAUCUGGGCGUGAGGCUCAGGAGCCAUUUAGGGAGAAACUUCUCCAUCGGGUCUAGGAGAAACAUCGUGAACAUCUGGACUGGAAAUGCCACACGCUCCUUUCUGCAAAGAUCAAAAGUGUGAAGAGGCAAAUAAUUCCUUCACAGCCCGCAGUAGACUGUAAUGAUGUGAAAAGGCUUGGCUGAGGCUCAGAAUUCUCCGUCAUUAGGACAAGUGCACGUUAUUUUAGUAUAAACUGCGCGUUCCUCCACUUCCGCUGCAGAUAGGCAAAACAACCUCUAUCAAACCAUGACUGUUUCUGAAGAUCAGAGUAACUUCUUUGAAGAUAUUCUGCCCAUUAAAAUUUGGAAUGUU